AUGCAGUCGGACGAUCUCUUCGUUCGCAAGAUGCGACGCCACUCGAACCGUCCACCGCUCACCUCCUUCUCGUUCGACAAUUUCCGGACCCCCAAGCCCCAGGCGUGCGAGGGCCCGCUCGUGGGCCACUGUGGCCCGCCACUGAGGUCGCCACAGUGCAGCAGCCUCAUGCAUCGCAGCAACAGUGACGUGACCCUGAGCGAAGGGGAGCUGACAACCGCUGCAGGCACUCCCAGCUCCCCGUUACCGCUGGCUGCAGCAUCUGGGACGGGAUUCCAGCGAAAUAGCAGCAGCCCCAGCAUGCCCUCAAAGAGCAUGGCGCCCCCUCGAGCCCGGGCACACAGCCACGAAGAGUCACGGGUGGGCAGUCCCACCGCGCGUCGUUUCCGUGAUCCUCUGGUCCUGCUGGGACUGGCAUCCUCGGAUGUCUGGGAAUCGGACGGGGGUGGCACCCCGUCAGCGGAGACCAGCGUAUCGCUUCCCGCAUCGGAGGUGGCCACGCCGGUGUGGGGCCGCCACUUGGCCCAUUAUGACGUUCAGAGUAUCCUCUUUGAGCCAGGCGAGGGGGCCCGGGAAGCUGCGAGGCAGGGCAACGUCACCACGGGUGCCUCGGCGGCUUCACAGUGCCGUACGGCGGACGUGACCCCGAUUCUGGAGGACGGGGCAGAAGAGGAGGAAGGAGGCACGCUGGUGCUCAGGUGUUCCGCCUUUCGGGUGGAAGCCGGAGGAGAGGUCGAACGGGGACUAGGCCAACACCGGGGGUUGCCGGCGGGCUUCCACUGCCCAAACAUGGCCGUUUCGGUGCUGGAGGAACCCCGCGAAAGUUACGGACAGAGGAGUAGCCGAGUGAUACACACCAUCGAAUAUGCCGAUCUCGGAGCCUGUUACUACCGGAAGCAUUUUUACGGCAAAG
Messenger RNA from Thamnophis sirtalis, 913 nucleotides. Lineage: Eukaryota; Metazoa; Chordata; Lepidosauria; Squamata; Natricidae. The record is from RefSeq and is a predicted model, not a curated record.